UCAGAUCUUGAGUUUAAUCUCAACACAAACAUGACGUCUCCAGCUGAACGCUUCAGGUACUGUGUGGGUCAGAGCUUGGUUUUCCUCAUUUCUUACUGACGACACUCAUGAUCUUUCCCCACACUGUGACAACGUGAUGCUUGAAAGGUUCAGACAGUGUUUUCAGAUUCCCAUCCACAGUCAUGUGGUGAUACAGUCUCUCUCUCACACACACACACACACACACACACAGUCCCUCACUCAUCAUGGCCCACCCGUACGACCCUUGGUUGCGUGCAGGACCACCACAGGAGGAGGUGAGCGUGUCUGGCUGGUGGGACAUGCACACUGGAGCAGCAGCAGGUUGGAUGGACCUGCAGGGGGCGGGGCUGGGGGCGGGGCCAGUACAGGGUGGUUCUAUGAGCUCCUACACAGCUGACCCACAGAUGUGCUGCGUGCCACCCUCCGGCUCCAGCCACUCCGGCCUGCACUACCCGCCCGAGGGCUUUAAGAUGGAGCCGUUGACACAGGAUCUGCUGCCGCUCCCACAGGCCUCCCCUUCCUACUCCUCAGAGGAGCAACAGGAUGCUGCAGGUGCUUCUGCUCGACCGAAAUCACAGCGUCGUACCGGGAGUCGUGCUCCCGGUCAAGCCUCCUGCCGCUGUCCCAACUGCCUGAGCGCAGAGUCUCUGGGAAGUGCUGGCGACGGUGGCAAACGCAAGCACCUGCACAACUGCCACAUCCCUGGCUGCGGGAAAGCAUAUGUGAAGACGUCGCACCUCAAAGCGCACCUGCGCUGGCACAGCGGUGACCGGCCCUUCGUCUGCAACUGGCUGUUCUGCGGCAAACGCUUCACGCGAUCGGAUGAACUGCAGCGCCACCUACAGACGCACACCGGUGCCAAACGCUUCGGCUGCAGCUCUUGCCCGCGGGUCUUUCUGCGCGCCGACCAUCUGGCCAAACACAUGCGUGUGCAUGAGUCGCCAUGCCAACCGGCCGAAGAGACUCACUCGGCAACGGCGGUGCCCAUGACAGGAAGCAGAUCUGCUGCGACGUCUCUACUCAGAGUGAAGACGGAAUCAGAGAACUGUGAUGACGACACAACGGUAGCAAACAGCUAAUCGCUAAACUGCUCAUUAGUCACAUGACCAAUAAAACCAAACUUAUGGAUGUGCCGUUCAUCAUUCUGAUGGUGACUGAUGUGUACUGUAAUCACAUAUGAAAAUGAUCUGUAGAAUGUGGCAUUAGGAUGAAACACGUAGCAUAAUGCUGUUAUAUCUUCUGUUUUAUUUAUAUUUGUAAAUGUUUUGUUUCAUAUUCUUUUUUGAUCAACAAUGUUGUGUCAUCCAUGUAUUUUUGGCAAUGUAAUAUUCUGAUUUUUAGUGAGGAUAUGUAAUUAGUUUGAAUAAAUACUCAAAUUAGUAAAAAUA
Molecule: messenger RNA, 1409 nt
Organism: Carassius gibelio (silver crucian carp)
Lineage: Eukaryota; Metazoa; Chordata; Actinopteri; Cypriniformes; Cyprinidae
Gene: sp6
Product: Sp6 transcription factor
Exons: 2
Coding region: 246-1100 (284 amino acids)
Biological process (GO): regulation of transcription by RNA polymerase II
Molecular function (GO): DNA-binding transcription factor activity, RNA polymerase II-specific; RNA polymerase II cis-regulatory region sequence-specific DNA binding
Source: RefSeq, a predicted model, not a curated record